Molecule: messenger RNA, 1003 nt
Organism: Carica papaya (papaya)
Lineage: Eukaryota; Viridiplantae; Streptophyta; Magnoliopsida; Brassicales; Caricaceae
Product: DUF241 domain protein (DUF241)
Biological process (GO): root development; shoot system development
Source: RefSeq, a predicted model, not a curated record
UGCUCUUCUCCAUCUCCCAUUACGAAGACAAAAAUGGUAGGAGUUUUCCGUCGUUCGCUUUCAUUCCCAAACAAGAUCAACCCCAGUCGUCCAUCUAAGCCACCUAUAUCUCAUCACAUCAGAUCUAUCAGUCUUCCCUGCAGAUCACACCCCUUGAUUUCCCUCCUCAAAGACCACAUCACCCAACUCAAGUCAUGGUCUUCCAACAAACCUCAACAACCCACUUCUGCAUGGCUCUGCGACGGCCUCACACGCCUCAAGGACCUCCAUGAUUCUCUCCACGACCUUCUCGACCUUCCCCAAACCCAAGAUUCCCUCCGAAACCGCAACCAAUGGGUUGAAACCCUUCUCGAAGAUUUCCUCCGCUUGGUCGACGUCUACGGAAUCUUCCAAACAUCUGUUUUGGCACUCAAAGAAGAACAGUCCGCUGCCCAGGUCGAUAUCAGGAGAAGAGAUGAUUCCAAGGUAGCUCUCUACUUAAAAUCUCGGAGGAAGAUAGCCCGAGAGAUGCUCAAUCUGGUAUCCACAAUCCGAUGUAUAAGCGCCAAAAACUACCCCGAUUCGGUCACCGCUUUCAUAGUGUCCAUCGGGGAUGCAGAACUCGCAGCCGUAAUCAGCGACGUAGUUGAGGCGACGGUGAUGGUCUCAGUUGCGUUGUUUAAUGGAAUAUAUGGAGCUUUCGGGUGGAGAAAAACGUCGUGGAGGUUGGUGGAGAGAUUGUACUCGAAGAAAGCGAAGAGGGUUACGGCGGCUGAGGGAAUUCAAGAACUGCAACUGGUUGGGGAGGAGAGCUUGUGGGGAUUGAGGAAGAAAGGUGAUGAGGAGGUGAGGAUCGUGUUGAGUAAAAUGCUUGAGUUGGAGGAAUGUAUACGAGGAAUCGAAAAUGAGAGCGAGAGAGUAAUGAGGAGUUUGAUCACUACCAGGGUUUCGCUGCUCAAUAUUCUCACCAACUACAUAAAUUAAUAUUGUUUUAGUCUGAUGUCUCUGUUUUUCUUUUACUUUA